AUGGACUCCAACGCGACGUCCGCUAUCCAGCGGAAUCGGCCCACGGCGCAUUCAAACCUGGAACCAACAGAUGACUUCUCGAUCGAUAGUUCAAAAUCCGGAUCCGGGGCAGCCAUGAAAGGCGCCUUCCAAAGUAUGCAAACAUCACGGGGAAAGAUCGAGUGUGCAAGCAAAAACCUUUCAGAAUCAAAUGAGCCGGGCUUCAGCCUCUUCCCCAAGCUUCCGGCGGAGCUUCGUCUCAAGAUCUGGAAAUUAGCGUUACCCGGGCCUCGGAUCGUCGAGGUCUAUUACGACAGAGCGAGGCAUCCUUGGGACAAAAGUUUUAUCAGAUUUAAUACUCCGCCUCCCGCUGCCUUGCAUGCCAACUGGGAGUCGCGAAGAGUCGCACUCGAAAAGUAUUGGUUACGACUCGGCAACGAGGAAAUCACCGAUUGCUUCGCUCAAAUCGACCCCACUGAGGAUACAAUAUUUAUUCCGUUCAACAGUUUGGUGAAACUUCAGCAAAGGUUGAUAAAUGGCAAGGCGUUGUCUAAAGAAGCAAAAGAGAGUGUCCGGUCAUUGGCAGUAGACGCACGUUCUUGGAAGAGACUCUGUGGCCCUGAAGGCUUCGUCUAUUUUGAAAACUUGGAGAAGUUUACCAUUGUGAUUCACGAUUCGGCAAAUUGUCAAAGUAAGGAAAAGUGGCGAAUGCCUGAUACAGAUCUUUCAUUAGUGGACGUACAAGACGAGGUGGAGGUUUAUGACCACCAUCUAAGUGUAGAGAGUCAGAUGGAGUUCGAUAAUGGACACUACGGACGGCAAGGGAAGUUGCCUACAAUCGAGGUAAAGGUGGCAGCAAGGGGAGGAAAGAAGUGCUGUCAUAAUUAGCUAUAUC
This is a messenger RNA of Hyaloscypha bicolor E, 874 nucleotides long. RefSeq lists its product as uncharacterized. The record is from RefSeq and is a predicted model, not a curated record. NCBI's taxonomy places the organism in Eukaryota, Fungi, Ascomycota, Leotiomycetes, Helotiales, Hyaloscyphaceae. The transcript has a single exon. The coding region runs from base 1 to 867 and encodes 288 amino acids.